This is a messenger RNA of Colius striatus (speckled mousebird), 603 nucleotides long. It is a transcript of the gene HAND1, whose product is annotated as heart and neural crest derivatives expressed 1. Lineage: Eukaryota; Metazoa; Chordata; Aves; Coliiformes; Coliidae. Gene Ontology annotation, molecular function: DNA-binding transcription factor activity, RNA polymerase II-specific; RNA polymerase II transcription regulatory region sequence-specific DNA binding; protein dimerization activity. The record is from RefSeq and is a predicted model, not a curated record. Gene Ontology annotation, biological process: regulation of transcription by RNA polymerase II; heart development. The transcript has 2 exons. The coding region runs from base 1 to 603 and encodes 200 amino acids.
AUGAACCUGGUAGGGGGCUACCAGCACCACCACCAUCAUCACCACCACCACGUGCUGCACGACCCUUUCCUCUUCGGACCGGCCCGGUGUCACCAGGAACGCGGCUACUUCCCCGGCUGGGUGCUCAACCCGGCCGAGGUGACCCCUGAGCUCGCCGGGCAAAGCCCUGGCUACGGCCCCGCCGAGUACGGACCGGCCGGCCAGGGGCGGCUGGAGGCUCUCAGCGGUCGCCUGGGUCGGCGGAAAGGGGUCGGCGGACCCAAGAAAGAGCGACGGAGGACGGAAAGCAUCAACAGCGCCUUCGCCGAGCUGCGGGAGUGCAUCCCCAACGUGCCCGCCGACACCAAGCUCUCCAAGAUCAAGACCCUGCGCCUGGCCACCAGCUACAUCGCCUACCUGAUGGAGGUGCUGGCCAAGGACAGCCAGCCCGGGGACACCGAGGGCUUCAAAGCCGAGCUCAAGAAGGCCGACGGCAGGGAGAACAAGAGGAAACGAGAGACGCAGCCCGAGGUCUACUCGCAGCCUUUGGGCCACGGCGAGAAGAAGCUGAAGGGCCGCACGGGUUGGCCCCAGCAGGUCUGGGCUCUGGAACUGAACCCCUGA